UGGCUGUGUUGAUUGCUUUAAGAUGGGUGGAAAAAUCCAGACAAGACAAGAUACUGAUUUGCUCAGAUUCUUUCUCAGUUCUAGCAAGCUUGAGAUCAUUUCAUUCUAACAGCCGUCAAGGCGUGUUAUCUAUUGUCUGAUCCACACUCCAGAGCAGUAGGUGGCGGUAAUGCACCAAACGCUGGAUGCCAACCACCGUAAAACAAAAAGGAGAAGAAGAAGAGGUGAAAGAGGUUUAUCCUGGUGCCUUGUUAUAGACCCUUUUGUCCCCCGCUAUUCCUGCUGUUUCCGCACCUAGUUUAUCUGAUACCAUCGGAGUGAAUCACCAGUGCCCGUAUGUUUGGAUAAACUUGUCUAAGUGGACUUUUUGUAAGUUUUCAGGACGGUUCACGGCAGACUCCGUUAGCUAAAUAUGCUAACUGAAGCUAGCCUAGCGUGCUAGCUGGAAUUAGACGGAGAUAGAACUCGGUCACACAGCUCUAGUCACAGUGAAUAUUCAAUAGAGACCAAAUUGUAUUUUUGUGGACCCACAAUGUCUAGAUAAACCUGUCUGAAUGGAGUCUGUACGGUCCUUUCUAAUUUAAAACGCCCAGAUCAUCCUUCGGUGUCGUACGAAGCUAAUGAAGUUAGCUUGCUCUCUGGAAGUAGACGGAGGCGGCGGUAUCCAGUAACGCGGCGCACAUCAGAGUGAACAAACCGUCUUUAAAGGAGUGUGUCUGGAGGAAAAGUUGCUGUGAUUUACUAAAAAUGUCUAAAGUUCAAAUGCUGAGAGCUUUUGUCAACCAGCGACUAACUGCGGCUGCUGAAGAGAUCUUUGAGCUGUUUGAAACAACGAUAGCAGAGUACGAGGAGAAACUUGAGUUCAGUUCAAAAGAGAAUCACCGACAACGGAAACUACUGGACGCUGUUUACAACCCUGUCCGGUUACACAGAGCAGAGGUCCAGCAGCCGUUGUUGGUUAAAGAAGAGGUUCCUCCUGAGCAGCAAGAGUGGAGCUCCAGUCUGGACCAGGAUGAACCAGAGCCCCCACACAUUAAAGAAGAACAGGAGGAACUCUGGAGCAGUCGGGAGGGAGAGCAGCUUCAAGGGCUGGAGGAGGCUGAAAUAGAGUUCACAGUCACUCCUGUCCCUGUGAAGAGUGAAGAAGAAGACGAAGAGAAAGCUCAGUCCUCACAGCUUCAUCAAAGACAAACUGAACAGAUGGAAACAGGAGCUGAUGGAGAGGACUGUGGAGGACCAGAUCCAGCCAGGAACUCAGAUCCAGAUAGUCCUUUACAACCAGAUACUGAUGACAAGACUUCACACUCUGAAACUGAGACUGAUGACAGUAGAGACUGGGAGGACACUCAGAAACCUCAGUCAGGUUUAAACUCUCUGCAAAGCAAUGACGCUCAUGUACCUGAGAAACCAUUUAUUUGCUCGGUUUGUGGUGAAAGAUUCACACACCAUCGUAACCUAAGACGACACUCAAGAGUCCACACAGGGGAAAAACCAUUUAGUUGCUCAAUUUGUGGUACAAGAUUUGCACAGAAGGCAGAUCUUAGUCGACACUUGACUAUUCACUCAGGGGAGAAACCAUAUAGUUGUUCAGUUUGUAGCCUAAGAUUCACGGACUAUGGAAAUCGUAGACGACACAUGAGAAUCCACUCAGGGGAGAAACCGUUUAGCUGUUCAGUUUGUGGGAAAACAUUUGCACAUAGGGGAGAUUUGAGAAGACAUUUCAUAGUCCACACAGGGGAGAGACCAUUUAGUUGUUCAAUUUGUGUUAAAAGAUUUGCACACAAGGGAGAUUUGAGACGACACUUGACUGUUCACACAGGGGAGAAACCAUUUAGCUGCUCAGUGUGUGGGAAAAGAUUCAAUCAAAAGGUAACUCUGAGACGACACUUGACUGUCCACACGGGGGAGAAACCAUUUAGUUGCAGUGUUUGCGACAAAAAAUUCACUCGGCCCUGUUAUCUGAGAAACCACAAGUGUGUUGGCGAGAGCAGCAGUCAUAAGUGAAGUUGCAGAGAUGCUUGUUAAGCCUUUUUUGUCAGCAGAAAUUAAGUACUGAGGAGAAGACUUUGUUCAAUACUGAUCAGCCAAAUUUAGUUAGAAUUGAAGCUUAAAGCUAUAGUUGGUAAUCCUGUUCAGAAACACUUUUUGUUACACUGGGUGAAAUGGUCCUUCCAUCCUGAGAGUAGUCAGUACAUAAUGUGUUUAGAAAAAGGAACAAAAAAAAAAUCCAACCUCUGUGGCAGCUGCAGGCCUGUAAAAACUCUGACUAAUCCCUGCCUCUCGUGCGAGUGGAAAGAACCAAUCAGAUGCCUUCGUGUCUUGUUCUUAUAUAUCGUUCUUAGUCUGGGGCCGUUUAGUGGCCGUUUUGGUAAGGAACCGGAGCCAGGGCGAGAGAGACAGGAUCCGGAAUUCGAUGGAUGCGUCUUUCCCUCAAAAUAAAAGCACCAAGCUAAUAAAAAUGCGGUGAAACUUUAUAAUUUACAGAAUUUAAUUUACAAGAAAAGCCCCAAGCCAUUAAGUUAACCUUUUUCUUUUGUUGUAAAUCGAUGAUGUGCCAAAAUUUAAAGUUUUACUUUGGUGAAUUUGGUGAAUUCCGGAUCCGCUCUCUAGACCGGAACCAGAAUCCAAACAAAUUCAGAGUGAAUGGAAACCAGGCUCUUCCCCGUACGUGAAGAGCCUGGUGACGCGAGGCUAUAUCGCUCUGGUCCUGUCCACACCCCCCUCUGUCCCUCCCUCCUCCCUGCAUGCAGUCAUCACGUGUCACCUUUGCCGGAAAUAUUCAGCACACUCCUCAGCAGAAAUACCGAGUUAGCAGAAUAAGUUUGCUGAACAAUGGCAGAGAAAAUGCGGCCAAAAGUACCACUUCCAGCGUUACUUGUAACGGCUCGCCCCCGCUAAACAGGCUAAGAAAAGAAAGUCGGAGGCAGAAAAGGCUGCGACGGAAAAGGCUUUGGAUAAAGCGAGAGGACAAACCAGAGUCAACAUCGGUGCAGCUUUUGAAUGGUGGAGACAACUGAGGGAGCUGAAGGGCCUGAAAAGUGAUGCAGAGGUUGCUGUCUUUCUGUUGGACAGGUAAUUAUUUGUUUUGCUUCGGGGGGAUUAGUUAUUUUCAUGAAAUAUGUUACGUUAGCCAACUUAGCUACUUUUGUAGCUCGUAUCAGCCCAAUGCUAACAUUAGCUUCUCUGUCGGUGUAC
This is a messenger RNA of Epinephelus moara (kelp grouper), 3195 nucleotides long. Its product is annotated as gastrula zinc finger protein XlCGF57.1-like. The transcript is spliced from 2 exons. Bases 748 to 2004 code for a protein of 418 amino acids. The record is from RefSeq and is a predicted model, not a curated record. Lineage: Eukaryota; Metazoa; Chordata; Actinopteri; Perciformes; Serranidae. Gene Ontology annotation, cellular component: nucleus. Gene Ontology annotation, molecular function: DNA-binding transcription factor activity, RNA polymerase II-specific; RNA polymerase II cis-regulatory region sequence-specific DNA binding. Gene Ontology annotation, biological process: regulation of transcription by RNA polymerase II.